AUGCUUAGAAAAAAGAAUCGAAAUAUUCGCACUAAAACAGAUAACGACGAUGAAGAAGAUAUAAAUUUGCAGGUACCCGUUGCUAAAAUUGCAAAGAAAAAAACCAAGAAUAAUAAAUCUGUUUUGAGCUUUGGGAACGAAGAGGAAGGUGAUGAAACUUUCAAGGUGACCAAAAGUUCGGCGAGUCGUCGGAUGGUACAAGCCAAAUCAAAGCAAUUACAUUUGAAUCAGUUAAACCCUCUUAAUUUGGAUCAAGCGACAAUAUCUUCCCCUUCAUAUACUAAAGAAUAUUUAUCGGAAUUACGUCAAAUUUCGGGAAUACCUGAUGCAAAUGCUAUUCAUGCUGCUAAAAAAAAGAGAGAGAUGUUACGACAAAAAAGUGCCUUCCUGGACUACAUUCCGUUAGAUGACAGCGAAGAAGUUGAUUCUGUAUCGGAAAAAAAGAUAGAAUCGAGGCUUGUACGUGAGGAUGAUGAGAUGGGAGACGCAGAUGAAGAACUUGGGCAAUAUGUGGAGGAAAAAUUACCCCUUGGUAAAAAGGCAGAAAAAGAGCAUCAGCGUCUCAAAAAAGCAGGAAUAAAGGAAAUGUUAAUGGAAGUUGAUUUCGACGAUGAAGAUGACGAGAUAAUGCAAUGGGAAAUGGAACAAAUUAAAAAGGGAGGUCAUUUCCUUAAAACUUCAACAAACCAAUCUCAAUCAAAAAAACCUGUUACAAAUAUUUCAAUUCCCAAUGUCACAUCUAUUAAGUCAAUAUCUGAAGUUCAGACCAUUCUUGAUCAAAAAAUGAAUGAACUACGGUACCUUCACAAUACACACCAAUCAGAACUUGUUCAAAUUCAAAAGAACAUUGACAGUCUUGUUAAAUCAAGUGAACAAAUGGAAAAUGAUUUACAAACCACCAAGAAGCGAUAUACGUAUUUUCAAGAAAUUAAAACUUUCGUUGAUGAUCUAGUCGAGUUUCUCGACGCUAAGUUUCCUGACCUUGAAAAAUUAGAAAAUGAUAUUGAAACAAUGCUUAAAGAAAGAUCUGAGUUAAUCAUGAAAAGAAUAAUGGAAGAUGACUCGGAUGAUUUAGUAUUAUUCUCAAAUGAUAAUCAAAAUAAAUUUAAUAUUAAUGAAUAUGUCGAGCAACAACAAGAAAUUGAUGAAUUUGGCCGCGUGAAGACACCCGCGUCCGUAAAUUUUGGUGUUAGUGAUGCUGUUCGUCAACGUCGACGACAGCAACGAGACAAAAGAAGAUCUAAACGAUUACAAUAUAGCACAGAUGAUGAGAUUAAAAUGGAAGGAUUAUCUACUGAUGAUGAGUUAGGUGAUGCCGAUGAAAGGGAUAUGACUUCUAAAAUAGAUGAAAUUUCAUAUCAUAAAACCAAUCUAUUUGAUGACGUUGACGAUGAUUUCAAAUCUAUUUAUUUGGUUAAAUUAAAAUUUGAUACAUGGAAAAAAGAAUUUUCUGAAGAUUAUUCGAAAGCAUAUGGGGAUUUAAGUUUACCUGGAGUGUUUGAAUUUUAUGUGAGAUAUGAAAUGUUAUUAUGGAGAACAUUCAUGGGGCAUUUUGAUUUUAGCAAGAUGGAAUGGUACCGAACUAUUUCUGGGGUUAAUGAUAUAAAUUCAUCUUCAAACCUUUCGGAAAAUGACAAUAAAAUUUUAACAAAAAUUUUUGAAAAAGUCAUUAUUCCACGAGCCAUUCAUUUAAUCAAAGUUUUAAAUCCGUAUUCAUCCAAAGAAACAAAAUCUGCUAUCGAGUUUUGCAAAUCAUUGUUAAAAUUUGUUGAUAAAAAUUCUCCAAAAUUUAAGGAUUUCACAUCGGCAAUAUCGAGUAAUUUACAGAAUGUAGUACAGGCUAUUAAACACCCUGAUACUUUUGGUUUACGUAAAUCUGAAAUGGAUGAACAUGCAAUAAGAUCACGGGAUAGAUUUUUUUGGCGCAGAUACAAGUUAAUGAACAACCUUAUCUUAUGGAAAGAUUAUAUCCAAGAAGAUUUUGUUCGUCCACUUGUCAUAAACAAUAUGAUUGAUCAAUGUUUGCUACGUAUAUUAGAUGGGUCACCGGAAAAUGCAAUUAAAUAUCAAAAGAUACUUGAAAUUGUUCCAGAUGAAUGGUUUUCACCUUCAACGCUGGAAAAAAUUGCGCGUAGGGCUGCAGGCAUUUAA
Messenger RNA from Dentiscutata erythropus, 2151 nucleotides. The record is from the annotation of a GenBank genome assembly. Lineage: Eukaryota; Fungi; Glomeromycota; Glomeromycetes; Diversisporales; Gigasporaceae.